AUGGCCUUUUCGGGCAGCGACUUGGCCCUUUCUUUCUUGGGCGGAUUCCUCACCGCUCUCGUCAUCUCCCUCGUCGCCGGCGUCGUGAUCUUGCAGCGGAGCGAUGCCCGAGGACUAGGGCACUGGAAGCUCAACGCCAAAAUGCCACUGGCGACGAUGUGGAUGAACCUGGGGUAUUGGACCAGAGAUGAUGGCAGCCAGAUCACAUCCUUCGAGGAAGCUGCAUCGAACUUGCUUCGCCAAAUCCUCCUUCAAGCUGACCUCAUCUCCCCACGCGCCAGACCACAAGGAUCAAUGGCAAUACUGGACGUUGGAUUCGGCUGUGGAGACCAGACGUGGGCUCUCGUCAAACUCAUCGAUCCGUCAAUGAAGUACACCGACUUUCGCUACGUCGGACUCACCUUGGACGAGGCGCAGACGGAGACCGCCUCGCGGUAUAUUUGCUCGUCUGUUGCUUCGGCCGAGUUUCCUUGCCCUGAUGCUACCGCAUUCAAACUCUUUUGUGCGGACGCGUCCGUGCCUAAUCAAUGGGCGGGCCCUGUUCUCCGAGAGGUCGAGACAUUGAAAGCGUUUGGUGCAAAGUGGUUUCUGGCACUGGACUGUAUUUACUACUUCUCGCCGUCUAGGCGUCCCAUCAUGGACUUUAGUGCGAACCAAUUGGGUGCUGGUUUCAUGGCGUUCGAUCUGCUAAUGAACCCUGAGGCGUCGAGGAAGGAUGCACUCAUCGCCAGGCUUGUAGGGGUAAUGAUGGGCUGUCCAUUCAGGACAUUCCUCACGCAGGUGGAGUACGAGCGGCAGUUAGUUGAUUGCGGAUAUCUAAGGGAGCAGAUAGAGAUCAGAGAUAUCACGGAGCAUGUAUUUCCAGGAGUUGUUCGGUUCUUGGAUGCCCAAGAUCGGGCGUUGAGUCAGUACGGCAUGUCGCUAGGUGGCUAUAAGCUCGCCGGUAGAUUGUUCGACUGGUUCGGGCGUUCCGGUGUAUUGAAGGCUGUCCUUGUUGUUGCCCGUGCCAAGGGCAGCACGGGAGACGUGGAUAUGGCCAACGUGGAAGCAUGA
Emericellopsis cladophorae is the source of this 1053-nucleotide messenger RNA. RefSeq lists its product as uncharacterized. The coding region runs from base 1 to 1053 and encodes 350 amino acids. Lineage: Eukaryota; Fungi; Ascomycota; Sordariomycetes; Hypocreales; Bionectriaceae. The transcript has 2 exons. The record is from RefSeq and is a predicted model, not a curated record.